GGGGGUCCGGCGAGGAUGGAAAGUUUUGGGCUGGGCGGAGCCGGGGGGGGGGCGGGCCCUGGGAGCCGAUUAAGCGGCGGGAGCCGAGGGGAAGCCCCAGCCGCGCUCGCAUCCCCCCGUGGGGCAGCCACCGGCACCGGGCUCCUGCGCGCCCCCCGCUCCGCUCGAGGAACAAUGGCAGAGACAUUCCUUGUGGAGAGCCCCGAUGUCACGUACAGCAAGGACUUCAUCGAGGCCAAGUACACGUACAGCACCGUGCACGUCUGCAAGGAGAACGGCGUCACCAAGGUGAGGCCGUGCUCCACCCGCUUCACCUUCCGCACGGGGCGGCAGGUCCCCCGCCUGGGGCUGAUGCUGGUGGGCUGGGGAGGCAACAACGGCACCACGGUGACAGCGGCCGUGCUGGCCAACAGGCUGGGCCUGUCCUGGAUGACCAAGACGGGGCGCAAGAAAGCCAACUACUAUGGCUCGCUGCUCCAAGCCUCCACUGUGUGCCUGGGCACCGGCCCCACCGGUGAUGUCUACGUGCCUUUCCGGGACCUGCUGCCCAUGGUGCACCCCAACGACAUCGUCUUCGAUGGCUGGGACAUCUCCUCGCUGAACCUGGCCGAGGCCAUGCGGCGGGCGGAGGUGCUGGACUGGCCGCUGCAGGAGCAGCUCUGGCCCCACAUGGAGAAGAUGAAGCCCCGGCCCUCCAUCUACAUCCCCGAGUUCAUCGCCGCCAACCAGGAGGAGCGGGCGGACAACGUGCUGCGAGGCUCCAAGGCACGGCAGGUGGAGCAGAUCCGCAGGGACAUCCGGGACUUCAAGGAGAGCAGCGGGGUGGACAAAGUCAUCGUGCUGUGGACGGCCAACACGGAGCGCUUCUGCGACGUGGUGCCGGGGCUCAACGACACCGCCGACAACCUGCUGCGGGCCAUCGAGCGAGGCCUGGAGGUGUCCCCGUCCACGCUCUUCGCCGUGGCCAGCAUCCUGGAGGGCUGCGCCUACAUCAACGGCUCCCCCCAAAACACCUUCGUGCCGGGCGCGGUGGAGCUGGCCGCCCAGCGCCGCGUCUUCAUCUGCGGCGAUGACUUCAAGUCCGGGCAGACCAAGCUCAAGUCGGUGCUGGUGGAUUUCCUGGUGGGCGCCGGGCUCAAGACCAAGUCCAUCGUGAGCUACAACCACCUGGGGAACAACGACGGGAAGAACCUCUCGGCCCCGCAGCAGUUCCGCUCCAAGGAGAUCUCCAAGAGCAACGUGGUGGACGACACGGUGCUGGCCAACCCCGUGCUCUACGGCCCGCACGACAAACCCGACCACUGCGUGGUGAUCAAAUACGUGCCCUACGUGGGGGACAGCAAGCGGGCGCUGGACGAGUACACGUCGGAGAUCAUGAUGGGCGGCACCAACACCAUCGUCAUCCACAACACCUGCGAGGACUCGCUGCUGGCCAGCCCCAUCAUCCUGGACCUGGCCAUCCUGACGGAGCUGUGCCAGCGCAUCACCUUCUGCACCGAGGGCGACCCCGAAUUCCAGGGCUUCCACAGCGUCCUCUCCAUUGUCGCCUUCCUCUGCAAGGCCCCCCUGGUCCCCGAGGGCACCCCGGUCGUCAACGCUCUUUUCCGCCAGCGCAGCUGCAUCGAGAACAUCCUGAGGGCCUGCCUGGGGCUGCCCCCCCAGAACCACAUGCUGCUGGAGCACAAGAUGCAGCGGCCGGCGCUGAGCCCGAAACGCGCCUGCCCGGGGGGGGCCACCUGCCCCCUCACCCCCAAAAAGGCGGCGACCCCCCCCCAGCUCAACGGCCACCCCUGCCCCGCCACCGCACGGCCGGGACCCCCGCGCCCCCCCCUGCACAUCGACGGGGCCAACUAACGCCCGCUGGGGACCCCCCCCCCAAAAAAAAAAAA
This is a messenger RNA of Anas platyrhynchos (mallard), 1889 nucleotides long. The record is from RefSeq and is a predicted model, not a curated record. Lineage: Eukaryota; Metazoa; Chordata; Aves; Anseriformes; Anatidae.